AAUCAAUUUCCCCCAUAUACCCUCGCAUACGUUGAGUUCAGCAUGAGUUCACCACUGCGCUCCAACAUGUCUUCCGCAAACCGUGGUGCCUCGGGCGCCAACCGCCGCAAGCGUGAUCGCGAACCAGACGACGACAUUCCCUCUUCCUCGGCGCUGCCGCCCUCCAGUCCGCCCGCUUCUUCUCCACCAGUCUUCCCUCAGGACAUCGAAGAGGACACUGUUGACCCCGAAGAGGAGGACCUCAUCGGAGAUAUCGACGAUGCGGAUGAGAUGGCCGAGGACGAGGCCGGCAUUGAUCUGUUUGCCGAUAACUUCGAGAGAGACUACCGCGACCGCGAAGAUGACGAAUAUGAUGCCCGCGAUAUUGACGACGAGGAAUAUGAUACUAUGGACAUGGCGCAACGCAGACAGUUGGAAGCCCGCCUCAACCGUCGGGACCGGGAAUUGGCUCGCCAGCGCCAAAUGCCUGCUGCGUAUCUGGACGACGAAGACGACCUUGGCACUUUGGCAAGACAACCACGCCGUCGUAGGCAUCGCUACGAUGAAGAGCAAGAUGAUGUGGACAUGGAUGGCAAUAUCAUGGAAGAAGAGCUUUCGUUGGAAGCCCUGCAGGACGUCAAGGCCGCGAGUUUGACGGACUGGGUCGCUCAACCACAUGUGCGCAAAACAAUUGCGCGCGAGUUCAAGUCUUUCCUGACUGAGUACGUUGAUGAGCCUGGAACCUCCGUUUACGGUACACGAGUCCGUACGCUUGGUGAGGUCAACGCCGAGUCUCUGGAGGUUUCUUUCGAUCACCUUGCCGAAUCCAAGGCUACUUUGGCCUAUUUCCUCGCCAACGCACCUGCAGAAGUCCUCGGAAUCUUCGAUGAGGUUGCCAUGGACGUGACGCUGCUCCACUACCCCGACUACGAACGCAUCCAUUCCGAGAUUCACGUCCGCAUCACCGAUCUUCCUAUCAACUACACCCUCCGUCAACUUCGUCAGAGCCACCUGAACUGUUUGGUCCGCGUGAGCGGUGUCGUUACUCGUCGCAGUGGUGUAUUCCCUCAGCUCAAGUACGUCAAGUUCGACUGCACUAAAUGCGGUGUAACCCUGGGGCCUUUCCCUCAGGAUUCUAGUGCCGAAGUCAAGAUUUCCUUCUGCCAAAACUGCCAGUCUAGAGGACCAUUCACGUUGAACGCGGAGAGGACUGUGUACCGCAACUACCAAAAGCUCACACUUCAGGAAUCUCCGGGCACUGUGCCAGCUGGUAGACUCCCCCGACACAGGGAGGUCAUUCUUCUGUGGGACCUCAUCGAUUCUGCCAAGCCAGGAGAGGAAGUCGACAUUACGGGUAUUUACCGCAACAACUACGACGCACAACUCAACAACAAGAACGGUUUCCCUGUAUUCGCCACAAUCCUUGAGGCGAACCACAUCAUAAAAUCUCACGAUCAACUUGCUGGAUUCCGUCUUACCGAGGAAGAUGAGCGCGAGAUCCGGGCUCUUUCGAGAGACCCUAAGAUUGUUGACAAGAUUGUCAAUUCUAUUGCACCGAGCAUUUAUGGGCACACCGACAUCAAGACUGCUGUUGCACUGUCACUGUUUGGCGGUGUUAGCAAGGUGGCCCAAGGCAAGCACGCCAUCCGUGGUGACAUUAAUAUCUUGCUCCUCGGUGACCCGGGUACUGCAAAGUCGCAGAUUCUCAAGUAUGUCGAAAAGACUGCACACAGAGCUGUUUUUGCAACCGGUCAGGGUGCCAGUGCUGUGGGUCUUACGGCGAGUGUUCGUCGUGAUCCCAUGACAUCUGAGUGGACUCUCGAAGGUGGUGCACUGGUGCUGGCAGAUAGAGGAACUUGCCUCAUCGAUGAGUUCGACAAGAUGAAUGACCAGGAUCGGACUUCGAUUCACGAAGCCAUGGAACAGCAGACAAUCUCCAUCUCCAAGGCUGGUAUUGUCACUACCCUGCAAGCUCGAUGCGCCAUCAUCGCUGCGGCCAACCCUAUCGGUGGUCGCUACAAUAGCACAAUUCCUUUCAGUCAGAACGUCGAAUUGACCGAACCCAUCCUUUCUCGUUUCGACAUUCUGUGUGUUGUGCGGGACACCGUAGAUCCAAACGAGGAUGAACGUCUCGCCAACUUCGUUGUCAACUCACACGGCCGCGCUCACCCUACCAAUGCCGCUGCCAAUCCCAACUCUAUGGAUCUCGAUGGCGACGAGCAGAGCCAGGAGGGCGAGAUCCCGCAGGAAUUGCUGAGGAAGUACAUUUUGUACGCAAGAGAAAAGUGCUCUCCCAAACUGUACCAGAUCGAUCAGGAUAAAGUGGCUCGCCUGUUUGCGGACAUGCGUCGCGAAUCUCUUGCGACAGGCGCGUACCCAAUUACUGUCCGUCAUCUUGAAGCUAUCAUGCGUACCAGCGAAGCUUUCGCGAAGAUGCGCCUAUCAGAGUACUGCAACUCGCAGGAUAUUGACCGCGCAAUCGCCGUGGCCGUUGACUCCUUCGUUGGCUCGCAAAAGGUCAGCUGCAAGAAGGCGCUGGCAAGAGCAUUCGCCAAGUACACUUUGGCACGGCCAGGUGCAGUACGGAACCCAUCUCAACGGGCGUCAGGUGUCAGGGUCGGCGCCUAGAUGGAUUGGAGCUCGGUGAUUUGAUAAAACAUAGUGUUGUGGUAUGGUGAAUGGGGUUAUUGUAUGAUUGGAUGACUAUCCUCUAUGGGUGAGCGGCGUCUAGGACGGGGUUGCUACAGUGCCGGCCUCCUUAGCCAGGUGGAUUUUUUAUGGCGAGGAUAUUUUAAGGCCACCGCGUUGCGUUGUUGUGUGGCAUUUUAUGUAGCAGUGCAAAAUCUUUAGCGAUUCAAUUUACACC
This is a messenger RNA of Aplosporella prunicola CBS 121167, 2845 nucleotides long. RefSeq lists its product as uncharacterized. NCBI's taxonomy places the organism in Eukaryota, Fungi, Ascomycota, Dothideomycetes, Botryosphaeriales, Aplosporellaceae. Bases 43 to 2607 code for a protein of 854 amino acids. Gene Ontology annotation, biological process: DNA replication; mitotic DNA replication initiation; double-strand break repair via break-induced replication. The transcript is spliced from 4 exons. Gene Ontology annotation, molecular function: 3'-5' DNA helicase activity; single-stranded DNA binding; single-stranded DNA helicase activity. Gene Ontology annotation, cellular component: nucleus; MCM complex. The record is from RefSeq and is a predicted model, not a curated record.